CCUGCCACACCCCAACGCACUGUCUCUCCGGCCUGCAGUGUCCCCUUCAGAGCCUCGGAAAGGAGAGUCUUCCACGCAGUCGGCUAGCCGCGAAACGAUCUGGCCCGCCUCGCCGGUUCCGGUCGCCCCUCUCGAAGUCGGAUGCGCACUUGGACACGAGAGGCACGCGGGAGAAAGAGACACAACGUUUUGCGAUGGUGUCGACGGGGGGUUGACGGCAGGCGCGCCUCCACUGGCAGCUGGAAGGAGAAUGAAGUGGUCGGACAGACGGACACCAGAGUUCUUCGUUCCUUCCGUCGCGCUGAUCGCGGGGCUAUCGGCUACGAGACUAGACCCACUCCCACCGCCGCCCCCGGAAGGAAGCGGGCCCAUUUCGUCGUCCGAGAGAGAGCGAUGUCGGCGCGAGAAGAGCGAGAAACGUACGCCCAAUUGGCUUCCCUUGAAAAUGCAGGUGGGAAACAUGAAACGAGGCAGUCUGUGCCUCCAGUGGCUCUCUCCCCCAUCGGAAGCGACAACUCGCCCGCCGCGAGGUGGGUGUGCACGUUUUUCUCCCUCAAUGAGUGGAGAGCCGCCUCUGCAAUGAGAGUGGUGCCGCUGUGGGAGCACACCGGGGAGCCCCGCCGAAAAGCCGAAGACGGCCGUGACGACCGCCGAGACGGAGGGUGCGCCGGACACGACGAAACAGAAUCCGGAGAAGACGAGAGCCAGGGAGACAGGUACGGAGGUUCCGACCGCGUUGAAGACGGCGGCGGUGGAAGAGCAGAGUCAGACAAGGCUGGAAGAAGGGGGAGAGGGAGAGGUAGACUCUUCAGUGCGAAACUCGAGGCCGAAGGAACCUUUGGCGGGUCGACAGCAGAGCAGAAGGUCUGGUCAACAGAAGCACCUGCGGCUUUCGCCUCACACGCAGCGCGCAGACGCGAAGAACGCCGUCUAGACGCCGAAGAAAGAACUGCCCACGAAACACACGGAGAUCCUUGCAGUGCUGAAGCAGGACCGUCCAGGCCUGCGCCCCCAGGAGGGGCGGACACCCCGUUUCCCAUCAGAAUGCGCAGAUAACGCCCGCCAGCUUCCUGUGGGUAAGCGGAAAGAUUCAGAAAGACGGUGACCUGGGAGAAGCGAAAAAGCCGUAGGGCGGCCACCACCAGCCACAACACACUACAGCCGCCACAAGCCACACGCUGUGGAAGCCUCUAGUCAGCGCCCUGCAAACGCAGCAGCAAGGUGAAUCACAGAGCAAUGAAGACCGAAGAAGGUGUAAAAGGAAAUGCAAAGCUGGCAGGGCGCAGUACACAUGAAACGACCCGUCACUCGCCUCUGGACAAGACACGAACUUGAGAAGCACGCACCACACCAACAAACGCCAGAUACGAACACGUGCUACGGGUGCAGACAGAAGAUCCAGAGAAAAGGAAGUGACCCCAUAGUUUGCGGGUGAUCCUAUCGAGCAGCGCCCGGAGAGUCGCCGUAGCUCACGCGCGGAGGCAGACCGCAGCCGGCCUCAAGUGGGCAGCUCAGCUGUUUGUGACGAACAAAUGUAGCCGUCGAGGUUCAAACAGGUCAAAGAAGCGGGGAAUUCUCUUUGCACAGGCAUGCACGUUUUUACAUCGUCGCACCCCGGGCUCACGUGUGUUUGAGGAAACGAAGCUUCGGUGUCCGCGUCGGGUGUUACUUCCUCAGAGUCCCGCGCUGCAUGUGCUUACCAAAGCCGAGAAACACAAAAAGAGAAAUCUUCCAGACAGACGGAAAAAGCUCAAGCGACAAUUUUUUUUUCUGCCUAGGUCGGCAUCAUUCAGGCCAGGAAAAAUUUGUGGAGAGAAAAGCAAUUGGAAGAAGCUGAAGAGGUCAAUUCCGCCGCCCCAGUUGCAAGCUCGAAAGCCAAAAGUAGAUGUAGGGAAGUAGCCGAAAAAAAGCGAACAAUCCAGCGGAAUUUGGGAUGGCGACGAGGCAUCAGAGAGUUCAGCCGCCUGUCGAACGUCGAAAAGAUGGCCAUGUAAAGCGGGCUAGCUGUGGAAUGUAUCGGCGUUGAGGGGGGGAAGGAUACAGGAAAAGAAAAAACUGGCGCACUGAAACGGAAACAUGAAGACAGCGAAGAAGCGUGGCACUCGGCCAAGUCACAUUUCCGUACUGUGAUGUAAACGGGCCACAACUUGGAGUGGCGGCAAAAGGACGUGUCACAGCACUCCACCCCGAAACGUGCUUUGAGGGAAAAAUUAAAACCUCGCCGAAAAGCAUAUAUAUGUCACUGGACCAUGAAAAGUGAGGAAAAAUCAUUUUCCCUCCAACCGCCUCAGCGCAGUGGUCAUACCGCGAAAGGAAUGUCGCCUGCACGAUUCACAAUUUACGGUCAGUGCCCACGCCCUGCGGGGUCGUCAUAAAGUGUCAACAGAAAGAAGCUUGUGUCCAUUCUCUUCAGCGCUCCCCUUUUCAUACAGUUCUUCAUAACUAAUUGGAGUGUGAAGAAGAGGGCUGAAGGGUAUGGAAGGACAGUUUGGAGAGAGAAACACUGAAAAGGGACGGGCAUUCCACAGCUUCGCACUCAACCAAGAAAACGCAGGGGGGGAUGUGCGUGGUGACCAGAAAC
Toxoplasma gondii ME49 is the source of this 2581-nucleotide messenger RNA. RefSeq lists its product as hypothetical. Lineage: Eukaryota; Apicomplexa; Conoidasida; Eucoccidiorida; Sarcocystidae. The transcript has a single exon. The record is from RefSeq and is a predicted model, not a curated record. Bases 142 to 1056 code for a protein of 304 amino acids.